This is a messenger RNA of Balaenoptera acutorostrata (minke whale), 906 nucleotides long. Its product is annotated as olfactory receptor 8A1-like. The record is from RefSeq and is a predicted model, not a curated record. Gene Ontology annotation, molecular function: G protein-coupled receptor activity; olfactory receptor activity; odorant binding. Lineage: Eukaryota; Metazoa; Chordata; Mammalia; Artiodactyla; Balaenopteridae. Gene Ontology annotation, biological process: sensory perception of smell; G protein-coupled receptor signaling pathway. Gene Ontology annotation, cellular component: membrane.
AUGGCUGCAGAAAAUCACUUUACAGUGACAGAGUUCAUUCUUGGAGGUUUAACAAAUCAGCCAGAGCUCCAGCUCCUCCUCUUCCUCCUCUUCCUUGGGAUCUACUUGGUUACCAUGAUAGGGAAGUUGGGCAUGAUAACACUGAUUUGCCUGAAUGCUCAGCUUCACAUCCCCAUGUAUUACUUCCUUAGCAACCUGUCACUCGUGGAUCUCUGCUACUCCUCUGUCACUACCCCUAAGAUGCUGGUGAACUUUGUGUCAGAAAAGAACGUCAUCUCCUAUGCAGGGUGGAUGUCCCAGCUCUACUUCUUCCUGGUGUUUGUCGUUGCUGAGUGUUACAUGCUCACAGUCAUGGCCUAUGACUGCUAUGUCGCCAUCUGCAGCCCUUUGCUUUACAACAUCAUCAUACAUCAAGUCUGCUCCCUGCUGGUGGCUGGGGUCUCUGUCAUGGGGCUCAUUGGCUCAACCAUAGAGACUGGCCUCAUGUUGAAACUGUCCUAUUGUGAGAUCCUCAUCAGUUAUUACUUCUGUGAUGUUUUCUCGCUCAUGAAGCUCUCCUGCUCUAGCACCUGUGAUAUUGAGAUUACAACUUUCUUUUUGUCUGGAUUUAACAUCAUACCCACCAGCUUAACAGUCUUUGUUUCCUGCUUCAUCCUCUCCAGCAUCCUCCACGUCCCCUCCACAGAAGGAAGGUCCAAAGCCUUCAGCACGUGCAGCUCCCAUCUUGCAGCUGUGGGAUUAUUUUAUGGGUGUACUUCGUUCAUGUACUUAAAACCCUCCCCAGCCGGUUCCCUGGCCCAGGAGAAUGUGGUCUCCCUGUUCUGUACCACAGUGAUCCCCAUGCUGAACGCCCUAAUCUACAGCUUGAGGAAUAAGGAGGUAAAGGCUGCCAUGCAGAAAACGUAA